Messenger RNA from Cryptosporidium muris RN66, 1077 nucleotides. RefSeq lists its product as uncharacterized. The transcript has a single exon. Lineage: Eukaryota; Apicomplexa; Conoidasida; Eucoccidiorida; Cryptosporidiidae. Gene Ontology annotation, biological process: RNA polymerase II preinitiation complex assembly; transcription initiation at RNA polymerase II promoter. The coding region runs from base 1 to 1077 and encodes 358 amino acids. Gene Ontology annotation, cellular component: transcription factor TFIID complex. The record is from RefSeq and is a predicted model, not a curated record. Gene Ontology annotation, molecular function: RNA polymerase II general transcription initiation factor activity.
AUGCAUAGUCAAAAGAGGACAGAUAAAUUAAAUCAAUAUGUUCCACAAAGAUACUUACGUCGUGGUGUUUUUUCAUCAGCUGACCUAUCUAAUUCAAUAGUAUCAUCUUUACAUGAGUCAGUAUGUAUUAUCCGAUUCCCAGAAGAUGUAGCAAACUAUAUAAAUGAAAAUACAAAUAAAGGGGAAUAUUUUGUAUUUGCUAUACAACCUACGCCUUUGGAGGAUUUUCGUAUAUUUGAUGUAAGGAUAAUGAAUAUGGACUUUUUAGGUAUACUAGUAGAUUUACCUUGUAAUAUUGAAGCUUACAAGAGUCUAGAUUGCGAAAGUAUGUUUAAAGCUAAUAAUAUUAAUCAGAUGAUAUAUAUAUAUGAUCCUACUAAUUUACCUAAAUGGUACAAGAAUAGAUUGAAUGUGAAUAUAAGUGAAAUUGAUAGAUGUAUGACUUCAAAUAAAGUGUACUCUGAUCCCUUGUGUAGUGGAUUUAUUACUUAUUUACGUGAUAAUUUGUGUUGGGAAUGGCCAGCAGGGUUAUUACCAGGAAGUAGUAAUAUUAGAUCAAGAAAGUAUAGAAAUACAGAAUUAUUUGACAUCAAUGAAGUAAUUGAAGCUGAGCAGGAAUUACUAGAUCGUGUUGCUAUGCCAAAUCAGGAUAUGGUUACAAUUGAGUUGACUACUGUAUCAGAAAUGGAGCAGCAAUUGGAUUUUUUUAGGAAUACAAACAAGAAUUCACCAUUCCCUAUUCCAUCAAUAUUUAAUGAGAAUAAAGUAGCGACUUGUAUGGGUAUUAUUGGAAAGAAUGAUGAUUUACGCAGUAUGAUUACAAGAUUUAAGAAAGAUACACCUCACAAAAAAGGUAAAUCAACUUAUGAAAUAGAGGAAAUUAAAAGUGAUAUUAGUGAUGUAAUAUUUAGAGAAAGUUCAGAUGAAGAUUCAGCUAAUAAUGAAACAAUUAAUAAUAAUCUAGAAGAUUAUAUUGAAUAUGAUGAUAUUAAUAUGAAAGGUACUCAAGAUAGUACAAUAGAUAAUAGUUGGGAUUUUAGUCAUGACUCAUCACAGAAUAUGAACUCUUGGGACUAG